This is a messenger RNA of Periophthalmus magnuspinnatus, 2443 nucleotides long. RefSeq lists its product as uncharacterized. The record is from RefSeq and is a predicted model, not a curated record. The transcript has 3 exons. Bases 172 to 1008 code for a protein of 278 amino acids. Lineage: Eukaryota; Metazoa; Chordata; Actinopteri; Gobiiformes; Gobiidae.
AAUCGAAAGUACGCAGCUGAUUUGAAAGUGAAACUGGGCAUUGCUUCAGAAUCUCGGCAGCGUACAGCACCUCCGGGUUUCUCCGCUCUAAAAACUAAAACUUUUCCAUCCAAACUUCACUCCCCGGGUCUUGCCAGCUUUCCUCUGCGUCAGCGCCCUUUACCCGGGGCUAUGGUAGACGUGGGGCUGUGUCUGGAGGCUCUCUCGGCUCUUUCCGGGUGCUCCGUGCAGCAGAGUGGCGGGGCGUCGUUGCUCGGCCCGCAGGACUUCGUGAACAUCGUGGCUCUGCGGCAGUUCUACAAACGGGAGGGUCUGCAGCAGCUGGAGUACCCGAGUCUGGGCUCCCUGUCGCUCCGGGAUGAAACCGUUAACCUGGACAUGAACGAUCUGUACAGCGCCCCUCCCGCGCUCCAAGGCCCCGAGCCCGACGCCAAAACCGUGAUCCACAUCAACCCGGGGGACUUCUUCGACCGACAUUACGACUACGACUUCUCCAAUGUUAAGGAUGGAGAGCAGCGCUUUGUCCGUGGUAACGAGCCAUAUUUUCGCCCGUGCGGUUGGCGGCGUGUGGCCCUGAAAGUCUCAGGACAAUAUGACGACGGCUCCGACGUUUGGCUCGGAACUGGCUCCCAGGCCUGGCCUGUGUCCUACCAGGGCCUGCACAUGGACGGCUCCCUCAUCCUCACCCGCAGGAAGGGGAGUGAGGAGGAUGGUGGGCUAGAUGAGGUGGCUCAGUCGUUGAUGGAUACCAGUGCUUUUGGGAGAGGGGUCUACUCCACUCCGGAUGUGCUCCUCGCUGAAAAGUACUGCAAGACCUUCAAGUCCAAAAUUGAUGGAAAAACCUACAAAGUCCUGCUCCAGAACCGGAUCAGCCCGAGCAAGAGAAAGGUUUGUCAGAGGGACCGGGUCUGGGUGGUCUACGUGCCUCAGGACCAUAGCCAAGUACAGACCAAGGCUUUAGUCCAGGAGUCAGUGAGACCCUACGGGCUGCUGCUCAAAGAGGCGUGAGACCAACCUGAGUCCGACCCAAGUCCAGCCUGAGUCCCACCCGAGUCCGACCUGAGUCCAGCUCGAAUCCGACCCGAGUCCGGGCCUGAGUCCAACCAGACCUAAAGACUGCACUGUUGUCAUGGUGAUGGGAUUCGGGACUACGCUGUUGUCAUGGUGAUGGGAUUAGAACCAGUGGUGGUUUAUAAAGCGAUUAAUGAUUUGAUUCAUUGACUAGACAAAUGAUUUUAUAAAUUAUCAAAGAGAUAAAAGUUUAAACAUAUUGGGCGAAAUACUGAUGUAUUAUUGAUGAAAAUGAGAAAUUGAUUAUUUUUUGACAUUUGAUUUAAAGCGAGGGGUAUUUUGCUUCUACAUAACACAUUUAGAUCAACUUGUUUCCUUUUAUUGUCUUCAAAAUGCUAUAUUCAUUGUUUAUUUUUUGUUUCUGGUGGGAAAUUGUGAUAUCACAGUAGGAAGCUGCAGGAGGCCAACACUGCUCUUCUAAUGUACACAGAGAUUAAUAUUUGACAAAUAUAAGAAAACACCUUUAAAUUGUGUGUAAACUUUUGGACAGAAUUCUCUCAGUCCAAUGUCAUCAGUGUGGAACUUGUACUUUCUGUAAUUUUCAACAUAUUAUAUUAUAUACUAUAUUUUAUAUUGUGGAGGCUUUUACAUGUUUUUACCUUUGAUACAGGUUAGAUUUAAUAAAGGGAGACACUGUAGGUGAAUAGGACAAAAAAAAAAAAAAAAACACAUUUAGAGAUGUCAAUUUGAAACUUAUUCUGUCGUUUACUCAUAUAAAUGUAAGAAAAAAGUAUUAAAAUUUUUUAAUGUUGUGAUUUUCAUGUAAAAAUAAGGUGUUUUAUGUGUAAAAACAGCCACCAUUGACCAGGUUUAAAUUUCUUGCUUCAUUUUGUUUUCAUAGAUACAAAAAAUAUACAGAACAGACUUUUGAGUAAAUUACAGCUGACUGAGAAACUGCCAAAAAUGUUUUAUUUCGCCGCACUUUUUUGGAAUUAAAACUUCAAAAAGUCCUUCUUUACGAUUCAUCAGAAUGUGAAGUUUGGUGUAGAUGCUACUUUACAGGGUGGUCUUUAGGUCCUAUGGGGGAAAUGCCUCUGAUGUCCCAUGUAACUCUAUGGAGGCAAGCUGAGUAAAUUAAAUAUUAAAGCAACUUUUGGUGCAGAGUAGAUCAUUUGGUUGUUUCCACAUAAAAACGCAUAUGCUAAGAGACCAAACUGACCAAAAAACUUAACACAGAAAAAAAAGUUUUGCAUGUAGUGUCUCCCCUGAGAUGCAUUUUUUCAGCUGUUUGUUUGCUUGUGCAUUUAUUUCCCUGGCAUUUGGAUUCUCAGCUCUGGAUGUGUAAAAAAAACAUGGAUGGUUGACUCUAGACCAGGGAUGGGCAAACCUUUGGUCACACAGGCCACAAUGGGUUCUUAAAUAUGACGGACGG